This is a messenger RNA of Psylliodes chrysocephalus, 483 nucleotides long. NCBI's taxonomy places the organism in Eukaryota, Metazoa, Arthropoda, Insecta, Coleoptera, Chrysomelidae. The record is from the annotation of a GenBank genome assembly.
AUGCUUUUUUGGAAGUAUGUAAGUGGUUUAAAGAAAAUGAUGAACCGGUUUGUGCCCAGCAGCUGGUUACUAAAACGAAAGACUUUCUACCAGUUGGUAGUGAACCAUAUAGUGAACGCCACAUGUUGCAAAAGCUUAAAGAACAUUUUUUUUGGGAAUAUCAUCGUUUCCUCGAAGUAUGGAUUGCCUAAUAUGGAUGAAACAGUGGCUAAUAUUAUUUUGGAUUACCAGAAGAAGCAAAAAUUAGAAGACCCUGAAACAGAGAAAUAUCAUCUGAUUGAAGCAGCAGCAAAACUGAUCAAAACGGAAAUCAAACUAUUAUCAACUACAACGGAGCACUAUCCCUCGUCAUCAGAGAUUGCAUCUGAACAGGAAAAUAAAAAGUUGUCGCCAUCAGUUUUGCAUCAUUUCUUGGAUAUUAUCAUUGGUCCUAAGGCAAGUGAUUUGAAGAUUUCCAUUGGACAGGCUUUGGUGCAAGCUUAA